AUGGAGUUUCUUCCUCUGGUCUCCUGCAGGUCAACAUGGAUCCAGGUCUCACCAUCGUCCUCCUGGGAAACACCGGCGUAGGUAAGAGUGCUUCAGGAAACACCAUCCUGGAUCGCCCUGCGUUCGAGUCCAGACAGACCCUGACCCCGGUGACCAGGCAGAUCUCCGAGGCCACUGAGACCGUGUUUGGGAAGCAGGUCUCGGUGGUGGACACCCCGGGGAUCCUGGGCUCAGAGCGGCAGAUCCAGGCCUGGUGCCGGGAGCUCCGGGGGUCCGGCAGAGAGACCCUGUUCCUGCUGCUGUUCAGUGUGGGGCGCUUCACCAAAGAGCAGGGGAAGGUUCUGGUGGCAGCUCACAGGGUCCUCGGACCUCAGGACUUCAACCGGUGUUUCCUGCUGUUCACGCGGGGGGACGCCUUAGAGGGCCAGGCUCUGGAGGACUUCAUCCUUGAAGACGAGGACACUGCAGCUAGCUGCUCAACGUUCUCAGACAGAUAUCAUCUGUUCAACAACCAGAGCGGAGGGCGGGAACAAGUCCGAGAGCUGCUGGAGAAGACGGGCCACCUCCGAGCCCAGAACCCCCCCCCAGCAGGUGUCCUGCAGUCCGUCCGGUUGGAGGAGGUGAGGCUGGUGCUGCUCGGCCCUCCUGGAGGAGGGAAGAGUUCCUCAGGGAACACCAUCCUGGGGUCGGAUCAGUUUCAGUCGGACUGUGGCUUCAACCCCGUCAGCACUGAGUCGGUCAGUCGCUCUGCCACGGCGGGGGGGCGUCAGGUCACUGUGGUGGACUCUCCAGGAAUCACAGCUGGAAGUGUGUCUCCUGAACAGCUGUCUAAAGAGAUCAUGAAGUCCAUAAAGCAGGCGAGUCCAGGACCGCACGCCCUGGUUCUGGUGCUCAGACUGGGCAGCAUCAGCUCGGCAGACAUCGCCCUGUUUGAGAACCUGAAGCAGCUGCUCAGAGGCCAGGUUUGGAGGUACUCCAUGGUGCUCUUCACUCACGGGGACAAGUUAGGAGGUCAGUCCAUAGAUGAUCUGAUCCGGUCCAACAGUCAUGUCUCUGAGCUGGUCUCCAUGUGUGGAGGUAGAUACUGUGUGUUUGACAACAAGAGAAGAAUCAGACAGCAGGUCAGAACCUUCCUGUCUAAGAUAGAUGAGAUGGUCUCAGCUAACGGAGGUCAGCACUACACAGACCAGUGGUUCAGGAGAGACUUUCCUUAGAGAAGAAAGGAUCCUGUCAGGUGCUUCAGGUGGUAAUGAGAUAAAAGAAAGCGUAUUGGAGAAAAUGAAACCUUAUGUGUUGUUUGGAGCAGGAGCAGUAGCAGCAGUAAUAGGAAUAUCAGUAGGAAUCGGAGCAGGGAUCGGAGCAGGGAUCGGAGCAGCAG
Molecule: messenger RNA, 1378 nt
Organism: Trematomus bernacchii (emerald rockcod)
Lineage: Eukaryota; Metazoa; Chordata; Actinopteri; Perciformes; Nototheniidae
Product: GTPase IMAP family member 8-like
Exons: 2
Coding region: 36-1214 (392 amino acids)
Molecular function (GO): GTP binding
Source: RefSeq, a predicted model, not a curated record